GGAGGGGGAUGAGGAAGGCGAACCGCGCAUUUCUUUCCUUGUGUUAGCUGCAGCUAGCCGCCUCCAAAACCUCUCAACACUCCUUGACUUGCACGUCUCUCCCUCCCUCUCUCACUGAGCUAAGCCUAAGCCAGCCCACACCCAUAUGCUCCCUAUAAAAGCACCACCCUAGCUAUGACCGCCAUGAACUACUCCCUCAUAUUCACCUCGUCUCAUUUCACCCUCUUCGUCAUCGUCGUCCUUGCCAGCAAAUUGAAGUUGCACUGCUAGUGCUAGCAUGGGAGGAGCUACCAACCUACCUCCUGGUUUCCAUUUCUUCCCUUCAGAUGAAGAUCUCAUCGUCCAUUUCCUCCGUCGCAAAGUGGCCAACCUCCCAUGCCGCCCUGACAUCGUCCCGACGAUACUUCUGCACCGCUACGAUCCGUGGGAAUUGAAUGUUAAUAAUCUUCCAACUUCCAAAGGCACGGCGCUGCAAGCUGGAAACCAAUGGUAUUUCUUUAGCCAUGCCGCGCAGAGCAGAACCUCUCCGAAUGGGUACUGGAAUCCCGUUGGUGCCGAUGAAACAGUAACAAGCAGUGGCUGUAUUGUUGGCCUGAAGAAGACGCUCAUCUUCUGCACCGGGGAGCCUUUCAAAGGUUUCAAAACAAACUGGAUCAUGCAUGAGUACCACCUUCAAGAUGGAGGAUACAAUGUCAGCGGUAGCAGCACCUCAAGUAGCUCAAGCUCCAGUAGGAAAUCCCAGAGGAAGAGACUUCACUCAAGCACGGAGUCCAACAACUGGGUGAUAUGUAGAGUGUUCGAAUCAAGCUGCGGUUCACAAGUGAGCUUCCAUGAUGAGGGCACAGAGCUUUCAUGCUUAGAUGAGGUGUUUUUGUCGUUAGAUGACUAUGACGAAGUGAGUUUGCCAAAUAAUUAGAACCAUAGCUAGAAAGUAGAGCUCACGAUAGGUUCUAUGCCUAUCAGGCCAUUUAAUUAAUAACUGUGAUGGUGAUAUCUACGUAA
Messenger RNA from Sorghum bicolor (sorghum), 1002 nucleotides. Its product is annotated as NAC domain-containing protein 104. Gene Ontology annotation, biological process: system development; regulation of DNA-templated transcription. The record is from RefSeq and is a predicted model, not a curated record. The transcript is spliced from 3 exons. Bases 278 to 916 code for a protein of 212 amino acids. NCBI's taxonomy places the organism in Eukaryota, Viridiplantae, Streptophyta, Magnoliopsida, Poales, Poaceae. Gene Ontology annotation, molecular function: DNA binding.